CACCGUUCGGUUGCGCAUGCGCCAUGGUGCAUGCUGCUGACCAGCCUGGAGAUCCCGCGAGGUAGCGGCCUUCACCGGAGACCGGCAGUUGAGGAGUAUUGCAGCAGCAACAUUGAAAUGGGAAAGAAAAAGGAAAGACAGAAUUCUCCACAGGACGAUGAGACCUCUGAUAGCUAUGUGCCACAAUGUUUACAUGUUCGUAAGGGAGUGAAUCUAAACCAGAUUAAGAAACAGUUACAUCAGCGCUGUUGGAAUGUUUGUGAAGACUGCAAAACGAAUGCCAAAACAGAGGAGAAACAAGAACUUGAUGACCAUCCAACAGUCUGGUUAUGCUUAAAAUGUGGGCAUCAGGGUUGUGGAAGGAAUUCAGAAGAACAACAUGCCCUUAAACAUCAUGAGAAGCAGCAUUCAGAACCACAUUGUGUGGUUCUUAAUUUGGACUGUUGGACUGCAUGGUGCUACUUAUGUGAUGACGAAAUACAUUAUGAAGUCAAAGAUCAGUUAGGUCAAUUUGUAGCAUAUAUCCAAAAAAAGACUGCUGACAAAUGUGUAAAAGGAGCUAUGAUGGCUCAAACAAAUGAAAAAAAUAAGGGAAAGGAAGAUAAUACUACAGAAACUGGGAAACAUGAGAAAGGAAAGUCUGUGGCGCAAAUCAACCAACAGAUAUCAGUGAAAGGACUCAGCAAUCUUGGCAAUACUUGUUUUUUUAAUGCUGUCAUGCAGAUCUUAUCACAGACCUAUGUACUGCAUGAGUUGAUUCAGCAGUUAAAAAUGAAUGAAACUACACUGACAAUUGUGACACCUGAUUCUUUAAAUUUGGGACAGCUAGAGAUUCACCUUGAUCAACCAGGACCACUGUCAUCAGCAAUGUGCCAAUUUCUUCUUGACUUCCAAGAUACCAAAAAGAACGUUGUCACUCCAAAGGAGCUGUUCGCUCAGGUCUGUAAAAAAGCUGUACGAUUUAAAGGAUUCCAGCAGCAGGAUAGCCAGGAGUUGCUUCGUUACUUAUUAGAUGGAAUGAGGACUGAGGAGAUCAAAGUAAGUGUACUGCAGUGGUUAUCAGCAACUGUUUGUAACUAUUACACUGAAAUGUAAACCAGAUGAGUGACAGUGAGCUGAGGGAUGAAUAUUAGAAUUACAUUUAACAAUAAGUUGCGAGGAUUUGUUCCAGCUUUACGAAGUAGCCUAUUAACACGAUAAGUGUGAGGUAUUCUACAUAGGCCAAAAUACAUGGGCCUUACCUUAAUAGUGACUAAAACUAGGUGUGACGCUCAACUUUCAUUGCCUGGCCA
Messenger RNA from Rhincodon typus (whale shark), 1292 nucleotides. Its product is annotated as ubiquitin carboxyl-terminal hydrolase 16-like. Gene Ontology annotation, biological process: protein deubiquitination. NCBI's taxonomy places the organism in Eukaryota, Metazoa, Chordata, Chondrichthyes, Orectolobiformes, Rhincodontidae. The record is from RefSeq and is a predicted model, not a curated record. Bases 31 to 1095 code for a protein of 354 amino acids. The transcript has 9 exons. Gene Ontology annotation, molecular function: zinc ion binding; cysteine-type deubiquitinase activity.